Molecule: messenger RNA, 1726 nt
Organism: Pecten maximus
Lineage: Eukaryota; Metazoa; Mollusca; Bivalvia; Pectinida; Pectinidae
Exons: 2
Coding region: 554-1726 (390 amino acids)
Source: RefSeq, a predicted model, not a curated record
GCAAAAAAUACAGUUUGUAACAACAAACAUGUUUUUGCACAAACUGACAUUCCUUGUAAUACUAAAUCAACAAUAUGGGUAGCCACGCCUCUUGACCCAUAUAUGGUAAGCGUCACAUCCGGGGUCGUAGAGCAAAGGUCAUCGCUCAUUGGUCAGUUCAGCUGGUCACCCCAACACUUAGAAAAAAUUUUCAGAAGACGCCAUCGUAUCUAGAAUUCAACCAUCAAAAAGUGAAAUUUAAAUUAUCAGUGUGCUUAUUGUUUUGUCUACUUUAGACUCUAUCACGUCUAGGACAUUUAAGUUGUUCAUUUUGAGUGUUUACCGGACGGUUUAAGUGUGACAUUUCUGCGUUUGAAGCGUUCAGUGCGCGAGGUGCAGUGAUCCAGAAAUACCACAACAACAACAAUGGCGGCGGCUCUAGCUAUCUAACCGCUGUAAACACAUUCCUAUCUACGAGGGCUUCGACAUUGGUGUUUUUUCAUGAUUGACACACAGGAGAUUCUGACUCCGAGUAGACAAUUUCUUUUAGGACACAUCGUAUAACCCUUCCAAAAUGCCUCCCAAACGGAAAGCGGCCACUAACCACUCGACCAUACCUCCCCGGUCCCGUACAACAGUGACAACUGAAGUUGUUAAUGCCGGUGAAAACCAAUUUCUACCCGUACAGCCGGGGAUUCAGAGGCCAGCAACAGAGGAAACGCCCGGAAGACUCAUACCAGAGUCAGAAGUUGAGGCCAUUGUACAGAGAGCUGUCAAACAAGGAGUAGAAACUGCAUGUCGGCAGUUUUUCCCUCACCUCAAUGACAUGACAGCUGUCAUGCCAGCUACAUCACGACCACCAUCUUCUCAGGACGGCGCAACAGCAUCAACAGCUUUGCCACAAGUCAAUGAAGCUGUAGGUGAGGAAACCGUAGUUCAUAGUGCCUUAAACGUAGCAGCAACUGUGUCCCAGGUAUCCCCAGUUGAUGACACAGAUGCGAAUCCCUUUACGUCGACUGCCAUUCCACUACCAGCCUUAGUGACACAGGUGGUGAAAGAAAAGAUCUGGGCUGGCGAAUAUAUAGACAUGUCCCUUAUCGACAAAAAAGAUAAUGCCAGCUAUGAACAGGUGAUCAAAUACCAAUCGGGGGCUCCUGUGGUACAGUGGGUACCUAAACAUAAACCCAAAACCCUUUCCAUUGACCAAUGGACAAACAACUUCCACAUUUUUGCGAGUAUUUAUUGCGAAAGGAAGCCGAAAGAGUUUGCAGCACUCCUAAAAUAUGCCUCUUUGGUUCGAAAACUAGCUACAAAAGGAGCUGAUUGGCAGUAUUAUGAUAGCUCUUUUAGACGCCUUCAAGCUGCCAAUGGAGAACAGGGUUGGGACCGUGUGGAAUGGGAGCUGUGGCACGAGGCCAUUAUGCGUAGACUCGGUCAACCCUCCCAAUCAACCAAGCAGUCGGGUCCCCACCCCAAGGGUUUCUGCUUCAAAUUUCUAAAUGAUAGAAGUUGCCCUGGACCCAAUAGCGGCUGCAAGCAUUUCCACGGCUGUACCACCUGCCAAGGAAGUCAUCAUCCAAGCAACUGCCCCACACUCUCGCAUGCUCCACGUUCCCAUUUUGGAUCAAUGCAAAAUUUUCGUCCCCCACGACAGCAAUACCAACAAUAUUCUUCCAACCGAUUCCAACCAUACACCCCUAGAGCACAGGGUUUCCCCAGACAUCGUCACCCCUAUAAUCGCCGAUAG